GGUAACUGUCGGAAAGAUUCUCUUUAUUAUUAGGGGGAUGGGAGGUUCUGUAUUUGUGUAUAAAAAUUCUGACUCUGUUUCAAAAAACAUUUUCUCAUCGAGUUCAACAAUAAGCUACAAGUCGACAGGCACCCUGGAUAGGACAUGAAGCAGUUUCAGUGACUACAGUUGUUUUCAGGAGAUUGAAUAGAAUAGCACGCUAUUGAUCAUGCCUCCUAGCAUAGACUGGAAUAAAUUGAUGGAGGUUGACCCGGAUGAAUGGGAGGGUCUGGAAAAAGAAGCAGAUGAACUUGUCGAUGUGAUAUCAAAGGUUCAACCAAGAGAUCUGAAAGAAGGUGAUACCAAAAAAAUAAUCCAUCUCUUCAGAAUCACCCAGACCAUCAUGAAGAUGAAAGUACAGGAAGUAAGCUGUGCUUAUGAAGUUAUUGAUAAAGCUGGUGCAGAUCAAGCCGAAAUAGAAAACCAACUGAAGGCCCAAGUGUACAAAUUAGAGAAUGAGCUGGAGAUGGCCCAGCGCCCGACCGGGGGAAGAGACACACGCUUCCUUCGGGAUGAAAUCCGGCAACUGGAGGCUCAGGUGGAGCGCAAAGAGAAGGAGCUGGUCCAGAUGGAGAAGGACCUGAACAAAGAGAAGAAAGUCAAUGAGGAGCUGUCUCUUCGUGCUGAAGAAGCAGAGGAUGACAACAGGAAGUUGAAAAGAGAGAACGAGCAGCUCAAUCGGGAUGUGAUAUUUUACCGACGCGAGCUGGACCAGAAGGACCCGGUUCCCACAAGGGAAGAGAACAGCGAGGCUCAAAGGAGGCUAAACUCUGCCAACCGGGAGCUAUACCAGUGCAUGGAGGACCUGCAGCGUGCAGAGGAUGAAGUCGCCCACCUGAAGGCCCAGAGCGAGCACAUGGAGAAGAGUCUGGAGGAGUCGGUGAAGGAGAUGGAGAGGAUGACUGACGAGUACAAUAAGAUGAAAAUCGUAGUGCAGCAGACUGACAUUAUCAUGGACCAGCUAAGAAAAGAAAGGGACCAGGCCAAGAUUCAGGUGAGAGAGCUAACGGAGCAGAUACAGGCUCGAGCAGAGGAAGAUGAUCCUGUGAUGGCUGCUGUCAAUGCCAAGGUGGAUGAAUGGAAGAGGAUAUUGUCAGCCAAGGAUGAUGAAAUCAUUGAGUACCAGCAGAUGCUCAGAGACCUGAAAGAUAAACUGCGGACAGCACAGAUGGAUUCUGACAAAAGCAAUGUGAUGGCCCUGCAGCAGGCCGUGCAGGAACGAGACCAUCAGAUUAAGAUGCUGACGGAGCAGGUGGAGCUGUACACAGGAGAGAUGGAGAAAAACGCACUCCUGGUGGAAGAGCUCAAAAAGCCCCUUCAGAAAGACAGAGGAGCCCCCUCCGCGAUGCAGCAGAGGAAGCUGGAUGACCUGAAGGCCAAGCUGCAGGCUGCGGAGAGGAGGCUCCAGGAUGCAGAAAGGGUGGCCGAGCUUGCAGAGUCUGACGCCAGGGAGAAGGACAAAGAGCUCAGUGAAACCCUGGCCCACAUGAGAGUCUAUGAGUCGGGCACGGGAGGGCUGGAGGCUGCUGUGGCUGAGAUAAAGGAGUGUAAAAACCGGCUGAAGUCAAGGGAUCGGCAGGCUGAGGCCAUGACCAAGGAGAUCAACCAGCUGGAGAUGAAAGUCAAUGACCUGCUGGAUGAGAACGAGGACAUGAGAGAGCGUUUGGGAUUAAAUCCAAAGGAAGAGGUUGAUUUAUCAGAAUUCCGGCGAUCCAAGGCUUUGAAACAACGGCAGUACAAAGCAGAAAACCAGGUCCUUCUAAAGGAGAUCGAGCGGCUGGAAGCAGAGAGACUGGAGCACAAAAAGCAGAUCAGAAACCUGGUGAAGGAUAAAGGGCUGUCUGUAAGUCAUUUAGUGAUUGAUGACGAUGAUGGUAAAUUCACCAGGAGCAUCCAAAAGACAAUGUCUCCAAAAGCAUCCCACGGAUUCAUUAAUGAAGAUGAGCACAAACAGAAGUAUGAACACCUGCAGAGAGACCUGAAUAGCAGAGAAAGGGAACUGGAGCUCAGAAGAACAGAGUCCACUCAAUUGAAAGCUAAAUUGAAUGACAUGUUGAUGGAAAAUAAACAGCUGGAAGAAGGAAUGCAGGAGAUACUGAGAGCCAUUCAGGAUACCCACAGAACCACGCAGGCUCAAACAGGAGUCAGCAUUCCUGUGCUGGAGCGGCUCGUCAGUGCAAUGGAGAUGAAGAACUCGGAGGGAAAGUUUGAUGCCAGCAUCCACUUGAAAGCGCAGGUGGACCAGCUGACGGGCAGGAACGAGGAGCUCCGGCAACAAAUGCGGCUUGCUCGGGAAGAAGCCACCCAGGCUGCGAGCCAGCUGGCAAAAGCCAAUGAAAAGGUGACCAUACUAGAGAGUGAGGUGGAAGCCCUGAGGCGGUCUGGAGGAAACAGCAUCGCGUUUAAGAGCCUGAGCCUCCCUGAGGAGAUGGCCCCAUCCAGUGUGGAGGUCAUCAGCUCCCUCAACGAAUAUACAAUCACACUUCUACAGGAGCUGAAAAACAAAGAAGAAUCAAAUAAGCAACUGGAAAAAGCAUUAGAGGAGUACAAGGGAAAAUUUGCUGUGGUUCGACACCAGCAGGGACUAAUAUACAAGGACUACCAUAGUGAAAAGGAGUCUUGGCAAAAGGAGAGAGACUCUUUAACUGAGCUGAAAAAUAAACUUGAACAGCAGAAAGAGGUGGAUUCAGUGAAAAUAAAGGAGUUUGAUCACUGGCUGGAGGUUCUGGAGAAGGAUCCUGCGGAAACAAAGCAGCAGGUGUGUGAAGCGGCCCGGAAGAUGACGGUGCUGCGGGUGAAGGAGGCGUCCCUGAUCAGACGCUACACCACCCUGCUGGAGAUGGAGCAGCACCUCCGGAAGGACAAUAACAAACUGAGGAGCGACCUUCUGGAGUCAGAGGCCACCGUCACACAGAGGAUCGGCUAUCUGCAGAGAUAUAAGGAUAUGGCCUUUUUCAAAAUAGCAGCCUUGCAGAAAGCUCUAGACGACAGUGUCUCAUCUUCUGAACUCGAGCGUGCCAACAAACAAUACAACGAACUGACAAUAAAAUACAGAGACCUUCUACAGAAGGACAACAAUCUCGUUCAGAGGGCCACCAACCUGGAGCAAUUAGAGAGCGAGAAUGCUUCUCUGCAUGAGCAGAUCCAGGGUCUGAACAAGGAGCUUGAGAUCAGCAAGGAGAAACUGCACACACUAGAGCAGGCCUUGGAACACACCGCUAAGUCAGGCGGGGAAAGCGGCAUGGACAAGGCGUCGAAAGCCAUUGCCAACAGCGAGAUCGCCUCGGUGUCCAAGAGGAUGGCGGUGCUGGAGAUGAGGGAGUUGAACGAGCGCCAGAGAGCCGAGCACGCCCAGAGGAUGUAUGAGCACCUGAGGAACUCCCUCAGACAAGUGGAGGAUCGCAACACAGAGCUCGAGACUAAAUUUGCAGAGCUGACCAAACAGAACCUGGAAGCCCAGCGGACGGAGCAGGAGCUGCGUGACGAGCUGGCCAACAGCGUGAGCAAAACGGUCAGCGACGCCGACCGCGUGCUGAUCAGCCAGCUGGAGAGAGCCGAGGCUGAGCUCAAAAUCGAGGUGUCCAAGUUAAGGGAAAUUUCAGACGUGGCCAAAAUGCAGGUGUCUACGCUGGAGGCCAGGCAACAGUCCAGAGAGAAGGAGGUGGAGGCUCUGAGGAGACAGGUGCUGGACUAUCAGGGCGAGUCGGAUGAGAAGGCCCUCAUCGCCAAGCUGCACCAGCACAUCGUGGCCCUGCAGGUGAGCGAGGCCACUGCGGUCAGCAAGCUGGAAGCGGCCUCGCUCAAGGCCCAGAAGCUGGAGGCCCACCUGCUCCGGGCGGAGCAGCGGCUGGACGACAAGGAGCGGGCCCUGUACCACGCCCGGCUGGAGGGCCGGAACCGCGCCCGUCACCUGCGCCACACCGUGCAGGCCCUGCGCCGGCAGUUCGCCGGAGCCCUGCCCCUCAAGCAGCAGGAGAAGUUCUCCGGCACCAUGAUGCAGCUGCAGGGGGACAAACAGCGGGGCCAGGAGGAGGCGCGGAGGGCCGAGCAGGAGCGCAGGAGGGCGGAGGAGAAGGCCGCCGAGCUGGAGCUCCGUCUGAGCGGGCUGGAGGAGCUCAUCGCCUCCCUGAAAGACGGCAAGGGUGCUCAGAAGGUGAGCGAGUGGCAUAAGAAGAUGGAGGAUCUGCGUCUGCAAGAGCUUCGGCGCAGCAGGGAGCUAGCUGUCCUGAAGGAGGAGAUCAGGUACCUGCGGAACGUCGCGGCCGAGCAAGAGCGCAGCGUCAGCAGCCUGGAGGAGGACAUCGUCCAGCAGAACAACCUCCAUGAAGAGCGGCAGCUGUCCUGGGAUCAGCGGGAGGUGGAACUGGAGCGACAGCUGGAUCUGUUUGAGAAGCAGCAGAAUGAAAUCCUGGGUACUGCCCGAAAGUUUGAGGAGGCGACCGGAUCCCUCCCAGACCCCUCCAUGCCAAUUGCCCACCAGCUGGAUUUUGCUUUGCGGAAGAUCAAGGACCAUGUCCGUACUAUCUUAGAAACACAAGCCGCCUGCAAGACUCUGGAUGAGAAGCUGAAGGAGAAGGAGGCGUCGCUGUGGAAGGCGGAGCAGAACGUGCUCUCGCGGGACAAGGUCAUCAACGAGCUGCGCUUGCGCCUCCCGGCCGUGGCUGAGCGGGAGAAGCUCAUGGCUGACCUGUCCCAGAGGGACGAGGACCCCGAGAGCCAGCCAGCCCUCAAGGUGGCCCACCAGACCAUCAACAACCUGCAGGCCCGGCUCAACCAGAAAGAGGAGGUUCUGAAGAAGUACCAGAACCUGCUGGCUCGGGCCCGACAGGAGCAGGAAGACAUAACAAAGAAACAAGAAGAGGAAAUGAGGAUCCUGCACCAGAAACUGGACUUGCAUACAGACACAUCGCUGGACAAGUUCAAGCAGACAGCCCUGGAGCUGAUGAAGAAGCCCACCAUAGACGUUCCCACCACCAAACACCUGGUGCGCUUGGCAGAGAUGGAGCAGACUGUGGCUGAACAGGACAACUCUCUGUCCUCCCUCAAUGCCAAGCUGAAGAGUGUUACCGCCGAGCUAGAGAGAGUAAGACAGAUCGCUGCAGCCAAGGUCAAAGACCACACAGCUGAGAAGGAAAAAUUGGAGGAGCGCCAUGCUGCGCAGAUGAAGCAGCUGGAACAGGAGGUGGAGGAGCUGCGGGCGCAGAUGUCGCAGAUGGAGAAGGAGGCUCAGUACCUCCGGACCGAGCUGGAGGCCCAGAAGGAGGCCAACAUCAGGUCACCCUCAAAUACCAUGAAGAACCUGGUGGAACGGCUCAAAGGCCAAGUUGCUCAGAAAGACAAACAGCAGAAGGCGCUCAGUAGAGCUCUACUGGAACUGCGCGCUGAGAUGACCGCGCAAGCAGAGCUCCAGAUUGUGAGCAACGCUGCACAGAGAGAGGAGAGUCUGAACAUCCAGAAUAUUGUGGACAAACACACCAAGGAUUUACGGGCUCGCAUCCAGGAGGUGAACGAGGAGCUGCAGGUGGCAAAGGACGGCCUGCGGGCGGCGAGGGCCAGAGAGAGCUCACUGAGGGACGAGGCCGAGGGCCUGAGCCGGGAUCUGCAGCGGAGCCAGAAGACUCAGGCCAAGCUGCAGAAAGAGAAGGAGGAGAGCGAGGAUGAGGUCCAAGAGCUGAAAAAACGAGUGAAGAGGCUCACCACCGGCCUGCAGAGCAAAGCGGAGGCUGAGAAGGGGCCGUCGGUGGACGAGCUCCAGAAGAAGAUCCGGAGGCUGGAGUCGGAGCUGGAGAAGCAGUCAGCGUCCGAGGCCACGGAGAGAAAACCUGCCAAAGAGAAAGAAGAGAUACUGCGGUGGGAGGAGGGGAAGAAGUGGCAGGCCAGGCUGGAGAGCGUGCGGAGCAAGCUGAGAGAGAAGGAGCGAGAGAGCGACUCCCUAACCAAACAGUUUGGCACACUGAAAGAGCUUUAUGGCAGGCUGGAACAAGAAAAGGCAACCCUGCAGAAGAAGCUUCGCGUUCGCGGCGUGACGGUGGAUCAGGUGGUGGGAGCGAGAACAGUGGAGUCCGACAGAGAGAUUGAAGAGCUGAAGAGUCGAAACGCCGAGCUUGAACAGCAGAUCAUUACCAUAAAGAAACAGCAGGCCUUGCCGAGAGAUGCCGCGAUUGACGACAUGGAUCUUCGAAACCGCUACCUGGAAGAAAAGAUCCAUUCCCUGGAAAGACAGCUGUCCAAAGAGCCCCCAUCAAGACCAUCUGGGAAGAAAUCAACUUCUCCACCCCGUGUGUCUUCCACCAAGGGGACUCUCUCCCAUCAAAUUUGCUCUGACAAAGAGAACACAACAUGCUUAGAAACUGAGGUGGGAGAGGAGCAGACAGACGUAGGUGAAAAUCAAGUAGAACAGCAGCAGAUAGAUAUGUCUGAAAAUGAAGUGGAACAGGAACAGACUGAUACAGAUGGGAAUGAAGUGGAACAAGAACAGAGUGAUAUGAGUGAAAGUGAAGUGGAUCUGGAACAGACCGAUAUGAGUGAAAAGAAAUUGGAACACCAGCAGAUAGAUACAUCUGAAAACAAAGUGGAACAUGAACAGAUAGAUAGAGAUGGGAAUGAAGUAGAACAGGAACCAACUAGUAUGAGAGAAAAUGAAGUGGAUCGGGAGGAAAAUGACCAAGAAGAACAUGAGACCACAACAAACUCUUCUGCUAGUGACAACCCUGAAGGAAACAUACUCAAUCCAAAAGAACACACGGCUGCAUGUGAAAGUUUGCCGUCUGAACGCAGUAGAAGCAGGGUCAGUAAGGCAGUGAAAGUGGAGGCAGGUGAAGAGACGAUGGAGGAGUCAGUCAUUACAGUGCUGGAGGUUGAGUCUAGCGCCCAUGAGGAUCCCAAGAGCUCUAUUAGAAAGCUGGAAGUUGAUGUCACAGAGAACAUACUGGAAGGUUUAGAGAAGGGGAUUGGGUACCCUGAAUCGGAGCCCCUGACCAAAGAUGCGCAGAGAGAGAAAACCAAACACAAAUCUCACAAACUUCUUGAGACUUCAGGCAGGGGUUCUGGGACCCCGUCGCAGAGGGAGGGUGAGCUGCAGAAGGAAAACCUCAAGCUCUCUUCCGAAAACCUGGAACUGCGAUUCCAGCUUGAGCAGGCCAACAAAGAUCUUCCCAGGUUAAAGGACCAGGUGAGCGACCUGAAAGAGAUGUGUGAUAUUCUGAAGAAAGAGAAAGUGGAGAUGGAGAGGAAGUUGGGAAAUAUCCGUGGGUCUGGGCGGAGCGGGAAGACAGUCCCGGAGCUGGAGAAGACCAUCGGUCUCAUGCAGAGAGUGGUGGAGAGGGUGCAGAGAGAGAACGAGGCGCUGAAGAAGACCCCAGCUGGCCCCACCCAAGAUCAGCUCAGUGCCCUGGAGCUCGAGAACGAAAAACUUAAGUCAGACUAUGAGCAGCUUAGAAUGCACACUGGAGCACAACAAACUGCGAUGAACGAGUCUAGGACCAAAGUAAUGGAGAAAAUUAUGAUGGAAAACGAGAGCUUGCGCAAGAUGCUAAGAAAGGAAGCAGACAGUGCGGAGAAGCUUCGAAUAGCCAAGAGCAGCCUGGAGGCCAUCAAUGAGAGACUGCAGGCCCAGCUGCAGGAGGGCAGCCAGAGGCCAGCCCAGCAGGAAGCAGCUGACCGUGCAGGAAGGGGUGGGAAGGCUACCGUGGUGACCAGAAUGUUCGAAAAUAAGAUGAGAGACAUGGAGAAUGACAUUGCCCAGAAGAACAGCAGUCUUUCACAAUUCAAACAGCAGCUCCAAGAAGCAGGAGAACGGGAGAAGAAAACGGCACAGAUUAUUGGCGAGCUCAGAGAGCAGGUUGACUUAUUAAGACGAUUUCCAGAGGAUGCCAAAACCGAUUCAGGUCUUGCAAAAGAGUUCCAGUCAAUGCGGCUGAUAAACCAUCAGCUGGAGAAAGAGAAGGCAGAGCUUCUUCGGCAGCUGACCUCACACAGAGACCAGAAAAGAGCAGGACAGGAAGACCUGCAGGACCAGCUACAGCAAGCAGAUCUGGAAAAGAGAAAACUGCAGGAAGAAGUGAAGAGAAUGAAGAAAGAGCUGGAGAACUUUGACCCAACAUUCUUUGAGGAAAUUGAGGACCUUAAGUUCAACUACAACCUGGAGGUGAAGAAGAACAUUCUUCUGGAGGAGCAACUGAAAAAGGUCUCAGAGCAGUUUGGUGUGGAAGUGGACAUUCCAACUAAUCUUUCAAUCAGCUGAAUUUCUUUAUGAAGCGGAAAAUCUGGUCUAAUGUACACCAAAAGUGCUUUAUAUAAGAUUUUAAUAUAAUUCCAAUGAGUAUGGACUAUGUUUAUCAAUGUAGUUUUUAGCUCAAGUCAGGUGUGUUGUUAGGAGACUUAAUGGAUAUAAACAGUGUGAAAAUAAUUUACCGUGUAUUGUGUACACUUGUGUAGGUUUGUAAAUGUUUUGUAGAUUUCUGUAUUUUUCUACAUUAUGUUAGUGAUUUAAGUUAAUAAACAAGCUUACACUAUAAUAUUUAAUAUUAUAA
Messenger RNA from Conger conger (European conger), 8570 nucleotides. It is a transcript of the gene cep290, whose product is annotated as centrosomal protein 290. The transcript has 54 exons. Bases 209 to 8281 code for a protein of 2690 amino acids. Lineage: Eukaryota; Metazoa; Chordata; Actinopteri; Anguilliformes; Congridae. Gene Ontology annotation, biological process: camera-type eye development; kidney development. The record is from RefSeq and is a predicted model, not a curated record.